CAUUCACAUUUGCAAAAUUAAUGUUGUCUAUUGUCAUGGUGUAUAAUUUAUUAUAUUCUUUGUAGAAACAAACGCACAGUUUUAUAUAGUUUGUUUAAGACUUUGGUUAAGGACUUCACUUCAGGCGAUAUUUUUUAAAUAAAUCUCCCUAAAUGUAUGCACAGGCCAGUAUGGCAAUAUUUUUUUGACUGACAUUCAAAUCGCUGCAGAUAGCAAAAUACGUUAUUUAUUUGAAACGAUAUUCACUGCGGAGUUGUUAAAACAUCGUAUGAAAUAAUAAUUUAUGUAAAAUUAUAUCAAUCAACUACGGUUACUGUAUGUUCAUAUAGUGUAAACUUAUGAAAUGUUCGCGUGACAAAAGGACAUCUUAAAAGCUUCUCACUGUGCUUGCAUUGUUACUAAGAUGGAGAACAAGAAACCCGCAAGUGAUAAUUUCAAAGUACCAACGUUGCCCGUAGGCCGCCCCCUACAGUCGAGCACCAAAGCGAACAUCGCAGACACGAAAGAAUCCACUCCAGCGAGCCUGAAGAAUGCACACGAGAAGAAAAGUUCAUGGGCAUUGACAGACUUCGACCUCGGGCGGGCGCUGGGAAAAGGUAAAUUUGGAAAUGUGUAUCUGGCGCGCGAGAAGGAGUCUCGGUACGUGGUGGCGCUGAAGGUGCUGUUCAAGAGCCAGAUCCUGGACGCGGACAUCGAGCACCAGGUGCGGCGCGAGGUGGAAAUCCAGUGCCGGCUGCGGCACCCCAACAUCCUGCGCAUGUACGGCUACUUCCACGACGAGAAGCGUAUCUACCUCAUCCUGGAGUACGCCAAGCAUGGCGCGCUCUACAUGCUGCUCAAGCAGCGCGGCCGCUUCGACGAGAAAACUGCUGCCAUCUACAUCCGCGACCUCACCAAGGCCCUCGUCUACUGCCACGCCAAGAAAGUCAUACACCGCGACAUCAAACCUGAGAAUAUACUUAUAGGACACAAUGGGGAGCUCAAAAUAGCUGACUUUGGCUGGUCCGUGCACUCCCCGUCCUCGAGAAGAAUGACACUCUGUGGAACCUUGGACUACUUAUCACCAGAGAUGAUUGAAGGAAAGCCCCACAGCUACGCUGUUGACAUUUGGAGUCUAGGUGUGUUAUGCUAUGAGUUACUUGUAGGAUUACCUCCAUUUGAUGCUAAGCACUCAAACCAGACUUGUUUAAAAAUUAGGUAUUUAAUAAUUAAGUAUCCGGAGUAUGUGUCUGAGAAGGCAAAGGAUCUCAUGGGCAAGCUGCUUGUGGCAAACCCGGAUAAUCGACUGCCUCUCACCAGUGUGUUGCAGCAUCCCUGGAUUGUAGAGAAUGCCCCGCCGGGGGCGCUGCCUCCUGCCUUCAACCCUGACCCUAAUGUGAAAGAGAUUAAACAAUAAAUAUGUUGCAGAUGCAGGCUAAUGUUCAUGAUUAGUUCAAUUAUGACAAUAACAUCACAACAAAAUGCCACAAGUCUCUAAUUUAUUGAUUUGAAAAUAAAAUCAUCUUAAUGAUAAUUAAAAUUCAAUAAAUGAUCCCUCAUUGCUGAGGCUGGUAACUGUUUUUUUACUAUGGAAAUAAUAAAUAAAAAUUAAAUUUAUCUGUUUAUCUGCGAGGUAUUCUAAUUGCACUCAGUUUUUUGAGAUAUAGGACGAGACCGAAUACAAGCAUAUUUGAGACAUUCUUCUGGUUGAGGAGUAGCAAAUAUUUGCAUUCUGAUUAUUCUAUUGUGUAUUUAUUUCUAGCUGCAGUCUUAAUAAGAAUGCACCUUUAGCAUAUUUUUCAUUAAAAUAUAGGGCUAUCUGUAAAAUAAUGAUGCCAUUUUAGUAGGAAUAUUGUUUGUAGUAGCAUGUGUAUUUUAAUUUUAUGAAAUGUAAUUAGAUAGUGAUUUAUCAGUAUGAUUAUGGUAUCUAUUUUGUAUGGGGGUUUGGGAAAUAAUUGUAGUCAAUGUUGUCAUCCCUGCAUUUAUUAUGACUAGACAUUUGGAGUCAAGUUUAUUUGGUAUGUUCAUUCUAAAGACUAAUUAUGACUGAACUAGAUUUAAAGAAAUGUUAACUUAAAUCAUGAUCUUAUUAAAUAGUUUAAAUACAUAAUUAUAAAACCAA
Messenger RNA from Cydia pomonella (codling moth), 2101 nucleotides. RefSeq lists its product as uncharacterized. Gene Ontology annotation, molecular function: protein kinase activity; ATP binding. The record is from RefSeq and is a predicted model, not a curated record. The transcript has a single exon. Lineage: Eukaryota; Metazoa; Arthropoda; Insecta; Lepidoptera; Tortricidae. The coding region runs from base 404 to 1396 and encodes 330 amino acids. Gene Ontology annotation, cellular component: spindle pole centrosome; spindle midzone; chromosome passenger complex. Gene Ontology annotation, biological process: regulation of cytokinesis; mitotic spindle organization; protein phosphorylation.